Molecule: messenger RNA, 16021 nt
Organism: Oncorhynchus kisutch (coho salmon)
Lineage: Eukaryota; Metazoa; Chordata; Actinopteri; Salmoniformes; Salmonidae
Product: protein unc-80 homolog
Biological process (GO): monoatomic cation homeostasis
Cellular component (GO): axon; cation channel complex
Molecular function (GO): monoatomic cation channel activity
Source: RefSeq, a predicted model, not a curated record
AUCACUCUGCCGUUCCCCGCUGCCGCUGCUCCGAAGGAGGUGCUGAAACCAUAUAGAUCUCGCUCUGUUACCUCUAACACCGCCGACAUUUGCAGCCAUUUUACACAAGCCGAACGGAAUCAUGUCGUGAGGCAUCACAUCACCUGGGACGACCGGACCCAGCUACGUCUGGACCGCGACAAGUCGACAAGAUGGUGAAGCGGAAAAGCCUGGAUGAGACCGACACGGAGUGCGGCAAGGGUAUACCGUUCCCGAUCCAGACCUUCUUGUGGAGGCAGACCAGCGCGUUUCUGAGGCCGAAGUUGGGGAAACAAUAUGAGGCAUCUUGUGUGUCCUUUGAGCGGGUGCUGGUGGAAAACAAGCUCCACGGUCUCUCCCCGGUGCUGUCGGAGGCCAUCCAGAGCAUCUCUCGCUGGGAGCUGGUCCAGGCCGCCCUGCCCCACGUGCUCCACAGCACCGCCAUCCUGCUCUCUAACAGGAACAAGCUGGGUCACCAGGACAAGCUGGGCGUGGCGGAGACCAAGCUGCUCCAUACCCUCCACUGGAUGCUACUGGAGGCGGCCCAGGAGUGCAACCAGGAGCCCAGCCUGGGCCACGGAUGGUCGGGGGGCAGCAGCAGCUCAGCCUUCCUCCAGCCAAUGGGGAUUGGGAACCAGGGUUCCCCGCCAGCCAGAGGUGGCCCAGGAUCAGGCACCGGUUCUGGGUCAGGAGCGCCACGCUGUAGCGGGUCCCUGGAGGAGGAUGAGCACGCCCGCACCAAGCUCUUCCACAAGAGCAUGGCCACUGUGGAGCUGUUUGUCUUCCUCUUUGCUCCCCUCAUUCACCGCAUCAAGGAGUCUGAUCUGACUUUCCGAUUGGCCAGUGGUCUCAUCAUAUGGCAGCCAAUGUGGGAGCACCGGCAACCUGACGUCCCCGCCUUCUCUGCCCUCAUCAAGCCUGUGAGGAACAUUGUGACAGCCAAGAGGAACUCCCCGGUGAACAACCAGUGUAGCCCCUGUGGGUCCAGAAACCAAGGCCCCAUGGGCUUCCAGGUGGUCUGUGAAACGGCCCAAUCAGAUUCAUCCUCCCCCGGGGCUGGAGAGCAGAGCUGUCGCCGCGGCAACUCAGUAGAAAGAGGUGGGCCGUCAACGCGACAGGCUCCACUCGACAAAGGGAUCGCCAAGAAGAAGACCUCUGCCCCAGCGGGCAUCUCCGUCUCCCUGGCCCAGCGUGCCCGCUACGCCACCUACUUUGACGUGGCAGUCCUGCGCUGCCUGCUGCAGCCCCACUGGACGGAGGAGGGGGUGCACUGGGCCCUCAUGUUCUACCUGCAGCGCCUGCGUCAGAUCCUGGAGGAGCGCCCGGAACGCCCGCCGGAGCCACUGGUCCCGCCCCUGCCCCGCCCUCGCAGCAGCUCCAUGGUGGCCACCGCCCCCUCUCUCGUCAACACCCACAAGACUCAGGACAUGAGUCUGAAAUGCAAUGAGGAGGAUAAGUCCCUCAGCUCAGAGACCUUCUCUAAGGUGUCCCUGACCAACCUGCGCAGACAGGCUGUACCCGACCUUUCCUCUGACCUGGGGAUGAACCUCUUUAAAAAGUUCAAGAACCGGCGGGAGGACCGUGAGCGUAAGGGCUCCAUCCCGUUCCACCACACGGGCAAGAAGCGCCAGCGCCGCAUGGGUGUGCCCUUCCUGCUUCACGAGGACCACCUGGAUGUGUCCCCCACCCGAUCCACCUUCUCCUUCGCCAGCUUCUCUGGCGAUGACCGGCGGGCGCUGGAGCGCGGGGGCUGGCAGGCUACCAUCAUGGGUAAGUUGACGCGGCGAGGGAGCACAGACACGGCUGCAGACACAGACAACCUGAGUGCUAAACACUCACACUCCCAUCACUCCCUGCUCAGAGACAUGCCAGACCACUCCAACAGCCACGGAGACAACACCGUUCACGCCAAGGGGGAGGUGCGUUCACAGAUCUCCACCAUCACCAUGGCGACGUUCAACACCACAGUAGCGUCCUUCAACGUGGGCUAUGCCGACUUCUUCACCGAGCACAUGAAAAAGCUGUGUAACCCUGUACCCAUCCCAGAGAUGCCCCACGAGACGCUGGCGUGCGCCAACCUGCCCCGGAGCUUCACCGACUCGUGUAUCAACUACUCGUGCCUGGAGGAGGGAGACAACAUCGAGGGCACCAACAACUUCAUCCUGAAGAAUGGCAUGCUGGACCUUACGGCCAUCCUGCGGGCGGUCUACGCCGUGCUGACCCACGACAUUAGCUCACGGAUCUGUGACGUGUCGCUCAACAUCAUCGACUGCCUGCUGCAGCUGGGGGUAGUGCCGGGCAUGGGAAAGAAGCUCUCCAAGCCCGACGACAAGGAGAACGAUGAGACACGCCUCCCGAAGGAGGGGGCCAAUCAGAGCGUGAGUGGCACCCAAGGGGGCGUGUCUGGAGGGUGCAGCGGGGCGGCACCAGGAGGAGGGGGUGGAGGAGGAGGAGGGGGGGAUGGAGGAGGAGGAGGUGGGGGAAGUGGAGGAGGGAGCGGAGGAGGGAGUGGAGGAGGAAGCAAGGACGACGUGAAGAACAAUAAGGAGAAAGACAGCAAGGAGGACGGCUCUUCACUGAGUACCCACAGGCUGGCUCUUACCAUGCUGAUCAAGAUGGUCAAGUCUCUGGGUUGUGCCUACGGCUGUGGGGAGGGCCACAGAGGACUCUCAGGGGACCGGCUCCGCAUGCAGGCCCAGAACUGCCUGACCAACCUGUACAAGCUGGACAAGUUGCAGUUCCGUCAGACCAUGAGGGACUACGUCAACAAGGACUCGCUCAACAACAUUGUGGACUUCUUGCACGCACUCCUGGGCUUCUGCAUGGAGCCCAUCACCAACAAUAAGGCCGGGUUCGGGAACAACUUCACCACAGGGGACAACAAGUCACUGGCCCAGAACAUGGAGGCAGUGGUGGUGGGCUGCAUGUUCAAGUCUCUGAUCACUCGCUGUGCCUCCACCACGCAUGAGCUGCAUAGCCCUGAGAACCUGGGUCUGUACUGUGACAUCCGCCAGCUGGUGCAGUUCAUCAAGGAGUCCCAUGGCAACGUGUUCCGCAGGGUGGCAUUGAGCGCGCUCCUGGACUCGGCCGAGAAAGUGGCCACCACCAAGAAGCCAGAGGAGAAGGAGGAGCCUAUCACCAAACCUACAGCAUCCAGGAGGUCAGAGGCAGGUGUGUCUGGGGAAAAGGGAGGGCAGCCGUCCACCGCUGCAGACGAGUGCCGCAGCUGCAUAUCCAGCCGCCCCCCCCAGACACCAGAGCAUGAUGAACAGAUUCCGGGGGCUCUGCUGGGCAAGAAGGACUUCUGGAGGAAGAUGUUCAAGUCACAGAGUGCUGCCAGCGACACCAGCAGCCUAUCAGAGCAGGACACGUCAGAGUGCACCACCGCCCACUCGGGCACCACCACGGACCGACGCACCCGCUCACGCUCCCGACGCAUCUCUCUGCGCAAGAAGCUCAAGCUGCCCAUCGGUAACUGGCUUAAGCGGUCAUCUCUGUCUGGGCUGACCGACGGGGUGGAGGACUUGUUGGACAUCAGCUCUGUGGACCGACUCUCCUUCAUCCGCCAGAGCUCCAAGGUGAAGUUCACCAGCAACGUGAAGCUGUCAGAGUGCGGAGGGGGAGCGGGCGUGGAGUACGGCCGGGACGAGGAGGAGAAUUUCUUCAAGCGGCUCGGUAAAUGGCGGUCUGGCAGGCGGAACCCAUCCAAGCUUCACCACACAGAAGAGAAAGAUGGGCCCCAGGGGUUCCAGGAGCGCCUGGCAGCCAGCCAGGAGGCCAUGAAGAACAAGAACGUGGUGAACCUGACCGCCAUCCGCCAGGGCAUGAAACGCUUCCAGUUCCUGUUGAACUGCUGCGAGCCAGGCACCAUCCCUGACGCAUCCAUCCUGGCCGCUGCGCUCGACCUGGAAGCUCCCGUGGUUGCCAGAGCCUCCCUGUUUCUGGAGUGCGCCCGCUUCGUCCACCGUUGUAACCGUGGCAACUGGCCCGAGUGGAUGAAGGGUCACCACGUGAACAUCACCAAGCGGGGUCUGUCUCGGGGGCGCUCGCCCGUGGUGGGAAACAAGAGGAACCAGAAGCUCCAGUGGAAUGCAGCCAAGCACUUCUGUCAAUGGGGAGAUGCCAUUGGUACACGUCUCAGUGAGCUGUGCCACUCAGACAGCGAGAGUCCUGCCAACAUCCUGGGUUUUAUCUAUGACGAGGAGACCAAGCGAAGAUUGAGAAAGGAGGAUGAGGAGGAGGACUACUUAGACGACAAUACAGUCAACCCAACAAAAUGCGGCUGUCCUUUCGCUCUCAAGAUGGCCGCCUGCCAGUUACUGCUGGAGAUCACCACGUUCCUCAGAGAGACAUUCCCCUGCCUCCCCCGGCCACGCACAGAGCCCCAAGUGGAUUUGGAGAGCUGUCGAUUGAGGCUGGACCCUGAGCUGAGUCACCACCGUUAUGAGAGGAAGAUCAGCUUUGCCGGUAUCCUAGACGACGAGGACGGCCACGACUCUUUGAACAGCAGCAGCCACACACUCAAGUCUGACACGGCCUGCGACGACAAGAAGGCCCAGGAGCCUCUGGCUCCCAUCAGGAAGAGUCGCGCCGGGGGCUCUCGCCUGCUGCAGAUCAAGGGGGCCAGGAGUUUCAGGGUGAAGAAGGGGGGCUCUCUGUCCUCCAUCCGCCGGGCCGGCAGCCUGAAGAGCACCAAGAUGUCCCGCCAAGACUCAGAGUCAGAGAACGAGGAGGGACUGCUGUCCCAGAGCAGGGACACUGUCACUGACAUAGGAAGUCCAUGGAGCACCAGUGAACCCAGUAUUGAGCCGGAGGGUUCAGGAGGCACCGGCGGAGCAGAGGACAACUACCACCGUAACAUGUCCUGGCUACAUAUCAUGAUUCUGCUGUGCAACCAGCAGAGUUUCAUCUGUACCCACGUGGAGUUCUGCCACCCACGCUGCUACCAGCACCACAGCCGCUCCUGUGCCCGCCUGGUGCGUGCCAUCAAGCUGCUCUACGGGGAGACAGUGGACAGCCUGAGAGAAGACAGUGCAGGGAACAUCAGUAGCCGGUCCAAGAAAAACAAGGAGUGGUCAGACAAGUCAAGUCUGAGGACCCCAUCCAUGAAGAGACGCCCCAAAGACUCCAACACCGAGGGCAAGAAGGACACGGGCAUGCUCAAGUACAUCCGCAACCAGGUGAUGAGCCUGUCCCCAGCUCCUCUGUCACUGCUGAUCAAGGCGGCGCCCAUCCUGACAGAGGACAUGUACGCAGACGUCCAGCCUGCAGCCUGGGAGCUCCUGCUGAGUGUGGACGAGCAUAUGGCUGCCGCUGCAGCUGCCAUGUUCUUGCUGUGUGCGGUGAAGGUGCCUGACGCAGUGACAGAGAUGAUGAUGGCUGAGUUCCAGCACGCUGAGGCGAGCCAGCGCAUCAACUCGGUGUUUAAGUUCUACACGCUGUGGCGCUUCCGCUACCAGGUGUGGCCGCGCAUGGAGGAGGGUGCCCAGCAGAUCUUCAAGAUCCCUCCGCCCAGCAUCAACUUCACCCUGCCCUCACCUAUCCUGGGAAUGCCCUGUGUGCCCAUGUUUGACCCGCCCUGGGUACCCUCCAACACUGGCAGUGUCCAAGACCCAAUCAACGAGGACAACUCUAAAUCUUUCUCGGCGCGGGCCGUGUCGCGCUCCCACCAGCGUGCAGAGCACAUCCUGAAAAACCUGCAGCAGGAGGAGGAGAAGCGUCGUCUUGGGCGCGAGGCCAGCAUCAUCACAGCCAUCCCCGUGGCCCAGGAGGCCUGCUACGAACCCACCUGCAGCCCCCCUCCCGAGCAGGAGGAGGAAGAAGAAGAGGUCAAUCUGGCGUCUCGCCGCAUGUCCGUCACUCCGUCCUGCACCUCCAGUAACUCUCACAGGAACUACUCCUUCCGCCGCGGCUCCGUGUGGUCAGUCCGCUCCGUGGUCAGCGCCGAGGAUGAGGAGAACACUACGGAGCACACGCCCACUCAUCACAUGCUGCAGCCCCCCCAGGCCGUCUUCCCAGCAUGCAUCUGUGCCGCCGUCUUACCCAUAGUGCACCUGAUGGAGGACGGGGAGGUGCGAGAGGACGGUGUGGCAGUGAGUGCAGUGGCCCAGCAGAUCCUGUGGAACUGUCUGAUCGAAGACCCCGCCCUGGUGCUCAGGCACUUCCUGGAGAAGCUCACCGUUAGCAAUCGACAGGACGAGCUGAUGUACAUGCUGAGGAAGCUGUUGAUGAACAUCGGUGACCUCCCAGCCCAGACCUCUCACAUCCUCUUCAACUACCUGGUGGGGCUGAUUAUGUACUUUGUGCGUACUCCGUGUGAGUGGGGUAUGGAUGCCAUCUCGGCCACGCUGACCUUCCUGUGGGAGGUGGUGGGCUACGUGGAGGGGCUCUUCUUCAAGGACCUCAAACAGACCAUGAAGAAGGAGCAGUGUGAGGUCAAGCUGCUGGUCACUGCAUCCAUGCCAGGAACCAAGACCCUGGUAGUGCACGGGCAGAAUGAGUGUGACAUUCCUACCCAGUUGCCUGUACAUGAAGACACUCAGUUUGAAGCCUUGCUCAAGGAGUGUUUGGAGUUCUUCAACAUUCCCGAGUCUCGGUCGGCACACUACUUCCUCAUGGACAAGCGCUGGAACCUCAUUCACUAUUCCAAGACCUUUGUGAGGGACAUCUAUCCGUUCAGGAGGUCUGUGUCUCCCCAGCUCAACCUGGUCCACAUGCUGCCAGAGAAAGGACAGGAACUCAUUCAGAAACAGGUGUUUUCCCGUAAACUGGAGGAGGUGGGCCGUGUUCUAUUCCUCAUCUCCCUGACCCAGAACAUGCCGGCCAUCCACAAACAGUCCCAUGUGUCCAUGCUCCAAGAAGACCUGCUCCGCCUGCCCUCCUUCCCCCGCACGGCCAUCGACGGAGAGUUCUCUCUCUUCAGCGAGCCACAGGGCAAGGAGCUCUUCGGCCUGGACACUCUCCACAAAGUCCUGUGGAUCAAACUACUAGAAGAGAUGUUUCUGGGCAUGCCCAGUGAGUACCCGUGGGGGGACGAGAUCAUGCUCUUCCUGAACGUGUUCAACGGUGCCCUGCUGCUGCACCCCGAGGACAGCGCCCUCCUCAGGCAGUACACGGCUACUGCCAUCAACACGGCCGUUCACUUCAACCACCUGUUCUCCCUGAGUGGAUACCAGUGGCUCCUCCCCACCAUGUUGCAGUCCUAUGCUGACUAUGAGAGUAACCCGCUGCUGAGACAGGGGAUAGAGUUCUGCGUCAGACAGUUCUACAUCCUGCACCGUAAACCCUUCAUCCUCCAGCUGUUUGCCAGCGUGGCCCCUCUGCUGGAGUUCACAACGUGCACCAGUACAGGCCUGUCUAAGGGGGUGUCUGCUCAGUGCCUGUUUGACCUGCUGGUCUCUCUGGAGGGAGAGACGCGUGAUACCCUGGAUGCCCUGGAGCUGGUCAAGGCUGAAAAACCCCUACGAUCCCUGGACUUCUGCUAUGGUAGUGAGGACCUGGCCUUCUCCAUCAGUGAGUCCAUCAAGCUGUGUGUGACGGUGGUGGCCUACGCCCCAGAGUCUUUCAGGAGCCUACAGAUGCUGAUGGUGCUGGAGGCCCUGGUGCCAUGUUUUCUCCAGAAGCUGAAGAGCAACACCAUGACCAUGGAGUCAGCCUCGGCAGCGCGGGACGAGAUCGCCGCCAUCGCCGCCCUGGCCACCUCCCUGCAGGCCCUGCUCUACAGCUCAGAGACCCUCACACGGCCUAUGACUGCCCCACAGUUGAGUCGCUGUGACCAGGGACACAAAGGUGCAACGACUGCCAACCACGCCAUGUCUGGAGGGCCCAACACCAGUCGCCUUGUGUCCGGCAUCAGGGACAACCUUCACCUGUUGGAGGAGGGCCAGGGGAUGCCUCGCGAGGAGAUGGACGAGCGUAUCGCCCGUGAGGAGUUUCGCCGGCCCCGGGAGUCCCUCCUGAACAUCUGCACUGAGUUCUACAAACACUGCGGCCCGCGCCUCAAGAUCCUGCAGAACGUGGCCGGGGAACCCCGUGUCACCGCCUUAGAGCUGCUGGACAUCAAGUCCCACAUGAGAUUGGCAGAGAUCGCCCACUCCCUCCUCAAGCUGGCCCCCUACGACAGCCUGACCAUGGAGAGCCGAGGCCUGCGGCGCUACGUCACUGGGAUGCUGCCCAUCACCGAUUGGUCGUCCGAGGCCGUGCGGCCCGCCCUCAUCCUCAUCCUGAAGCGGCUUGACCGCAUGUUCAACAAGAUCCACAAGAUGCCUACGCUCAGGAGACAGGUGGAGUGGGAGGCGGCCAGUAGUCUGAUUGAAGGUAUCUGUCUGACUCUCCAGCGUCAGCCAAUCAUCUCCUUCCUCCCUCACCUCCGCUCCCUCAUCAAUGUCUGUGUCAACCUGGUGAUGGGGGUAGUAGGCCCCUCCAGUGUGGCUGAUGGGCUGCCCCUGCUCCACCUGAGCCCGUAUCUGUCCCCCCCUCUACCCUUCAGCACAGCAGUGGUCCGCCUGGUGGCUCUGCAGAUACAGGCUUUGAAGGAUGACUUCCCCCUGAGCCAUGUGAUCUCCCCCUUCACCAAUCAGGAGAGGCGAGAGGGCAUGCUGCUCAACCUGUUGAUUCCAUUCGUGCUGACAGUGGGUUCAGGGAGCAAAGACUCCCCACACCUGGAGCAGCCUGAGGUCUCUCUGCUCCUGCAGACGGUCAUCAACAUCCUCCUCCCCCCGCGCAUCAUCAGCACGUCCCGGACCAAGAACUUCAUGCUGGACACGUCCCCCGCCCACUGCUCCACCCCGGGGGACCAGGGCAAGGACCUGAGGAGAGAGGGCCUGGCCGAGUCCACCAGUCAGGCUGCAUACCUGGCUCUAAAGGUGGUGUUGGUUUGUUUUGAGAGGCAGCUGGGGAACCAGUGGUAUCGCCUCAGCCUGCAGGCCAAGGAGAUGUCUCUGAGGAAGGUGGGAGGCCUGGCCUUCUGGGACUUCAUAGAUUUCAUAGUGCGUACUCGGAUUCCCAUCUUCGUCCUGCUGCGUCCCUUUAUCCAGUGCAAGCUCCUGACCCAGCCAGCUGACUCCCAGGAGGAGAUCACGGCCCGCCACCACAUCGCUGACCAGCUGGAGCGUCGCUUCAUCCCCCGCCCCCUCUGCAAGAGCUCCCUGUUCGCAGAGUUCAACAACGAGCUGAAGAUCCUCAAGGAGGCCGUGCACAGUGGCUCUGCGUACCAGGGCAAGACGUCCAUCAGCACAGUGGGCACGUCCACCUCUGCCUACCGCCUGUCGCUGGCUACCAUGUCCCGGUCCAACACGGGCACGGGCACGGUGUGGGAGCAGGAGAGCCAGCCGUCACGCCAGCCCUCUCAGGACACGCUAAGCCGCACCGACGAGGAUGACGAACAGGAGCAGGAAGAGAAUGACUCUAUCAGUAUUCCCAGUGUGGUGAGUGAACAUGAGGUCUUCCUGCCCAGGCUCAUCACCCAGCGACGCUUCUCUAGUCAUGCCACGGGCAGCGCCCAGCCUGAACCCAGCACCCGCAGCACCAUGCUGCCCAGCCACAGUGAACCCAAUGUGCUAGAUGAGUCUCAAGGACUGGAAGAGGGUAACCUGUCUAGGGUGGCCAGUGUGCAGAGUGAACCAGGCCAGCAGAACCUCUUGAACCAACCUCCGCUGGGACGCAAUAGAGGACUGAGACAGUUGCGACGCCCCCUGCUGUCUCUUCCGAAGAGUGAGGCGCGAGGACCAGGUCGCUCUGGAGCCCGACUCUCUGCCACCCGCAGGAGCAUCCAGCCCAAGAACAAGCCUCUGGAAACGUUAUUGGACUGCGAAGCAACCCACGGGUGGGACCAGAAGAGGGUGGUCACCUUCACAGAGGGCCAGCAGGCUCAGGCAAAGUCCCCCGACCCCGGUGGCGCCAAUGCGCCCCCAGAGGGUAGGAAGGCCAGCCCGGCCCCUCCAAUCACUCCCCCUGCUGCCCCUGGGGCCUCAUCAUCGGCCACCGUCAAAGCUGACCUCCACAGCCCUGCCAAGAAACAGUUGGAGAGCAAGGAGAAACGAGAACAGUGGGGCCUCCGCAGCAGCCUCUCUCCUCGGCCCUCCAUCUCCCCCACACCAACCUCCUCCUGCUCUCCUCUCCCUCCUCCACCUCUCCCCAUCUCCCGCGCCUCCUCCCGCGCCUCCACCCCCACCCCACCCUCCUCCUGCUCUCCUCUCCCUCCUCCACCUCUCUCCAUCUCUCGCACCUGUUCUCCCCUCCCCCCUCUGCCGAUCCUGGGGAUCCGACCCCCCGCUCCCCCCACCCACCUCUUCCAUCCUGGUCCGUCCUCCCAUCAGACCCCCGAGAGCCCCGAGGACGAGGACACGACUGCCCUGCUGGGGAGGAACGCAGACACCCUCCUCCACAUUUCAGAGGACAAUGGGGGCACAGAGAACCCCCUACUCGCCCCCCUGCUCUCCCCCCGCCGCUUGCCCGCCCUGGCCCCACACCACUCCCCCGCCCUGCCCCCCCGCCGCUCCCCCCUCCCCAUCUCCCCAGUCGACCUGGACCUGGAUGAGUCCCACGUCUGAGAAGCGUCCCUGUAACGUUUCAGUAACGUUUUGUUAACAUUUCGGUAACAAAACUCGUAACGUAACGUUAUAACUAGGGCCAGGAGUUUUUCCCUGACUGAACUUGCGUGACCGCACUAGGAAAAAGUCCUGGCCCUAGUUACAAGGCUCUAAACUACAGACGUAGGCUAUAACUAGGGCCCGGAGUUUUGACCCUUUAGGUUAGAGCACAUGGUCCGGCUGGGGAAACUCCUGGCCCUAGUUAUGACCCUGGCAGGGUAGCUUCUCUAUGUCGGUCCACUUCUAUAUCUUUGGAGUCUGUGUUUAGACAUUGAGCUGCCUGAUAUCUCUGUAUCCUUCUAGCUAACGGAGGUCAGAGGGCGCUUGAAAAAUGAGGAACCUGUUGGAAUACUCUGAAAAUAAAAAUGCAUCCUCCCUUCCUUGAUCUGAUCUGACAUAAAAUGACUGGUGAAAUCAGUGCAGUAGAAUCCUUGCUCUCACCUAUCCAAUCACGUUAGAUUAGUGAUUACCUCAAGAAAAAGAAGGGAGGAAAGAUGCAUCUUUAGAGUAUUAGAACAGGGCCAAGGACCAAUACCUGUUAGUGUUCUCCUCUUGCCCACUCCCCUGCCCCUCUCUCCCCUUCUCUCUCUGCUCUCUUCUGUCCUGUUAGAGCACCAAGAUGAAAUCCAUACUUCACUAUGUCUACAGUACCAGUGACAGUACAUCCUCACCUGUGACAUUUUAACCCAUCUCAUACCAAAGUAUUCAAAUCAAAUGCAGAAUCAACAUGCCUUCUUCACACGUCAGGGUGGAUUAAUCCAUGGAGUCCCAACAGGUGAUCAAGUGGGACUGUUACUGUUGCUAGGUAGAUCACAUUCUAUUUGUUGUGGUCUAUUGAAAAGAGAAGGGAGAGUGUUUCCAGCAAUUGGCUGCUACAAACAUCUGUUUACCUUUUGGUUGACCUUGUCACCUCCGAAGAACUGUUUACAGUGAAUCUGCUGAAGGGUAAACGGUUGACUAGAGAAAUGAAAUGUAUAUUAGCUAUGAUAUUAUGAAAUGUAUAAUAUUUAAUCCUGAAGACUAUUUUAAAGAAAGAUUUAAUAUAUAUAAUUGUCAAAGAAUUGCAGAGAGGCAUAGUAUGUUUGUCAUUAGGAUAAUAUAUUAGUGGCCUCCCAGGUGGCCACACUGCGGUCUAGGGCACUGCAUCGCAGUGAGGCGUCACUACAGACCCGGGUUCGAUCCCAGGCUGUGUCACAACCGGCCGUGACCUGGAGUCCCAUAGGGCGGUGCACAAUUGGCCCAGCGUGGUCUGGGUUAGGGGAGGGUUGGGCCGGGGGGGGCUUUACUUGGCUCAUUGUGCUCUAGUGACUCCUUGUGGCGGGCCGGGCACCUGCAGGCUGACAUUAGAAGUCAGUUAAACGGUGUUUCCUCUGACACAUUGGGGCAUCUGGCCUCCGGGUUAAGUGGGUGGGUGUUAAGGAGCGUGGUUUGGCUGCUAAUGUUUCAGAGGACGCAUGACUCGACCUUUGCCUUUUUUUGGUGAGAAAAAGGGGGGGAAACCAGAAUGUUUAUUUAUUAAUAGAUGGAUAGAUUGACAUAAUUAUUUAUAAAAUAUUUAUCCUCUUGGGGUUUCUAGGUUUGAUUUAUUGACAAUUGACACACUGAGUGGUUGUUGUUUUCCUGUGGAAGUUGAGUCUGUUAGAUGAGAAGAGGCUCUUUAUGGAGGUUGAGUCUGUUAGAUGAGAAGAGGUUCUUUAUGGAAGUUGAGUCUGUUAGAUGAGAAGAGGUUCUUUAUGGAGGUUGAGUCUGUUAGAUGAGAAGAGGUUCUUUAUGGAGAUUCAGUCUGUUAGAUGAGAAGAGGUUCUUUAUGGAGGUUGAGUCUGUUAGAUGAGAAGAGGUUCUUUAUGGAGAUUCAGUCUGUUAGAUGAGAAGAGGUUCUUUAUGGAGGUUGAGUCUGUUAGAUGAGAAGAGGUUCUUUAUGGAGGUUGAGUCUGUUAGAUGAGAAGAGGUUCUUUAUGGAGGUUGAGUCUGUUAGAUGAGAAGAGUCCAAAGCGCUAUAAGUGGGGCAGGUCACACUUGGAAGACAAUCCUAACAUCAACUGAAGUAAAAAUUAGGGUCUCCAUAUAGCUGAGGUUCAGUAUUGUAGCACGCUUGAAAUGUGAAGGUAAUUUCAGAUUGAGCCGACAUAAGUAGCGUUUGCUGUGAAUGCAGUCUCCACUAACGCUGGAAACCUUUGCCUUUAAAUGUCAAACAGGCUACAACACAGAACUUCUGCGAUACGGAUUGAGUCCAGCCCUUAGUCGUGCAUUGAUGUCAAUAGGAAACUAAGUGGACAUUUUUGUAAAAGUUAGGUUUCGCCCCUUCGAGGGUAAAGGUCUUGUUUUAGUAUGAUGAAUGUAAAACUAUCAUACCACAACUAACAGCUCACUGGGCACAUACGUCACUUCAACGGUUAAAAGUUGGGUAAAAAUAAGUUGAUUCAACGUCAUCACGGUGAUUAUUUUGGUUGAAAUGACGUGGAAACAAUGUUGAUACAACUAGUUUUGGCCCAGUGGAUGGAUGUUGUUUUAUGUGUAACCAAAUCCAGGUUCUGUUUUGAAUAGCCUCCAACGUAAUACUGACCUUCUGUUGUAGUGAAAGCAUCAUGCAGAAUAGGUAACUGGUUAUGGGCACCGAGGUAUUAUUAGUAUGUCCAGUAAUGUCAUAGAGUUUAUAAUGAUGCUUUUUAUUGUUGUGUUUUCAAUGCUUUGAAGAAAGGUUUCUAGUCCUCAAAACCUUAUGCCAACAAGAUCCCUGAUUCUGAGUUGUAGCAGUUAGGAUGCCUCCUUGUUCAACUUCUGCCUUAAACUAGAGAACUGGGAGGACCCCUCCAGCUCCUUGAUAAUGGUCUGUUCCCUGACUGAGGUCCCCUUAUGUGCCAUGGGGCUUGGUACAGUCCAAACCUGAGAUGGGUGUGCUGCAGUCUACUAUCUUCUGGUUAAUGUUGGUUUUGCACCAGAUCAGUGAAAAGAGGAGGUAGUUAUGAACUAAACGUGAAAAACCCAGAAACUUUGCAGUUCUUGACACAAACCGGUACGCCUGGCACCUACUACCAUAUCCCCUUGAAAGGCACUUAAAUCAUUAGUCUUGCCUAUUUACCCUCUGAAUGGCACACAUACACAAUCUGUGUCUCAAUUGUCUCAAGGCUUAAAAAUCAUUCUUUAACCUGUCUCCUCUCCUUCAUCUACACUGACUGAAGUGGAUUUAUGAGGGAUCAUAGCUUUCACCUGGAUUCACCUGGUCAGAGCAGGUGUUCCUAAUGGUUUGUACACUCAGUUAUAUGUGAAAGGAAGAACUGGGCUUUUCCUGAAUAUCUUCUACCAUUUCCCCCUGUUUGACGGCGUCAGUGCAGAAGCGUUAGUAGUGAUAUGAAUAGGUGCCAUAAUGCACAUAUGACUAUUGCACUGUGAGUCGGUCUCAUAGCUGUGUCUGCUUCUGUGUGUGAUCUAAAUGUACUGCUGUGUAGUUCCCACAGAGGCUGGUUAUCAGAUCUAUAGUUCCCAUAUCGUUAGAGGGGUUAUCAGAUCUAUAGUGCCCAUAUCGUUAGAGGGGUUAUCAGAUCUAUAGUGCCCAUAUCGUUAGAGGGGUUAUCAGAUCUAUAGUGCCCAUAUCGUUAGAGGGGUUAUCAGAUCUAUAGUGCCCAUAUCGUUAGAGGGGUUAUCAGAUCUAUAGUGCCCAUAUCGUUAGAGGGGUUAUCAGAUCUAUAGUGCCCGUAUCGUUAGAGGGGUUAUCAGAUCUAUAGUGCCCAUAUCGUUAGAGGGGAUUCUAUUUCAAUGAUAGUAUCACUAUAGUUCAUUCUAGAACCCAGGGGGAUAAUACAAAAGUCUAUUAUACUGUAUAAGCCAAUUAUACUGUAGGCGACAUAUUCUGGUGUCCCUGUGGACAUGUUGUCUUGUCAGUGCUAACGGUCAGUGUCUGUCCGUGUGUGUAGUGCCAAUGCUCUCUGCUGCGGAGCUGUCCUUGUGCAGAUGCUUUCUGGGAGGUUGGCAUGGAGACUUAUUCAUCAAACGUGCCAUAUAUUCCAAAGUCAUCUGCAUUCUGCAGUUUGUCCCAUGUAAUGCACUGUUGAAGUGCUCUACUUAACCAGGUUUUCCAGAAAUCUUGGUUGGAGGAUUCCCGGAUUUCUUGUUUAUUACUUUCGGAUUCCUUGACUCUUCCAGCUAGUAUAUCAGGAGUUUGAGGAAAGUUACCAGAAUUUGGAGACCUGAGUUCUAUUUCAUUGUCAAUUACAAUUUGUAGUACCGGUAAGCACACUGUAUUGCUUUAAACAUAAUCAGAAAAUGAUAUUUUUAAAUGAUUGCCAACUCAUAGCUAACGUGUGAUGAUGUUCGUCGCAAUGAAAUAUGUUUCUAGUUUGUUUAGUUUAGUUAUAUUUCUUACAUGUUAUGAAGGAUAGCUGGAUCUGUGUUGUUCUGGCUCUGGGAAUAACUUUUCCAUAAACUUGGAAGUUUACCUCAAAGUCCUAUCCACAUGCUAGGGGUGGCAGGUAGCCUAGUGGUUAGAGCGUUGGACAAGUAACUGAAAGGUUGCAAGAUCCAAUCCCCAAGCUGACAAGGUAAAAAAAAAAAAGCCAGUUAACCCACUGUUCCUAGGCCAGUUAACCCACUGUUCCUAGGCCAGUUAACCCACUGUUCCUAGGCCAGUUAACCCACUGUUCCUAGGCCAGUUAACCCACUGUUCCUAGGCCAGUUAACCCACUGUUCCUAGGCCAGUUAACCCACUGUUCCUAGGCCAGUUAACCCACUGUUCCUAGGCCAGUUAACCCAAUGUUCCUAGGCCAGUUAACCCAAUGUUCCUAGGCCAGUUAACCCACUGUUCCUAGGCCAGUUAACCCACUGUUCCUAGGCCAGUUAACCCAAUGUUCCUAGGCCAGUUAACCCACUGUUCCUAGGCCAGUUAACCCACUGUUCCUAGGCCAGUUAACCCACUGUUCCUAGGCUGUCAUUGAAAAUAAGAAUUUGUUCUUAACUGACUUGCCUAGUGAAAUAAAUAUAACAUGCUGUAUGGUGGAGCUGUGAGAUAUUCAGAAGUGUGUGUGUGUCAAAUGCAGGGGCCCCCAGGGUGGGAGGAGCUAUAGGAAGACAGACUCAUUGUAAUGGCUGGAAUGGAAGCCUGUCCUCCUAUAGCUCCUCCCACCAGACUCCUCAGGUGGAAGUGACAUUAUGGUCUAGAUUAUAUAAUAUAAUUUUGAUAUUUUAUUUCUCCAAAUAUAUAUUAACAUCAGCAUUUGUUCACAUGCAUUUGUUCAUAUUCAAUCAUGGUUCCAUCGACAUAUAUUUUUUCCUCUGUGUGACUCUGAAAUAUAUCGUAUUAUAUACUUAAGAUAUUUAUUUCAAAUGAUUGUCUUGUCCUGUGUUCUCAAUCUAUUCUAAAAUAUAGCUAUAUCAAAGUAUUUAUGAAAUAUUUAAAGAAUAAAUGGAUAUUGUUGUAUACA